AUUUAACAUAACAUAACUUACCUAAAGUGAUACCUUAUACAGUACAAGACGUCAUACCCAGGUAGCUCUUGCGCACUAGGUGAUUACCAACAUAAGUCACAGAGAAUUUUCGAAGACCAUCACACGAUAUCCUAUACCUUAAACGUUCGUGAAGUCUUCUUGACUAACCCGAGUUCUUUCGUUGUCUACUUUACAAACGAUCCAUCAAAUUGGCAUGGCAUCUACAUCGAGUCUACAUGUUAGCCAGCUCUUCAAUAUCAAGGACUAUGUCGCCGUCAUUGCUGGAGGUGGUACUGGCAUUGGGCUGAUGGCUGCUCAAGUCAUGGCUGCCAAUGGAGCUAGAGUCUACAUUACUGGUCGCCGCUCCGAGGUGCUGGAAAAUUCAGUCAAGGAGCAUCAGCCCGCACAAGGCGGCAAAAUCAUAUCCGCUGGACCAUGUGAUGUGACCAAGAAAGAAGAUCUCGAGAAGCUUUACGAGGAGAUCUCGCGCAAGGAGAAGUAUAUUAAUCUGCUCGUGUGCGCAUCGGGUAUAUCUGGCGAUAAAGCUCAACCAGAUACCGACGUCGCAUCAGACCUCAAAGCAAAGCUUUGGAACAACGAAUCUUUCGAGACCUGGAACAGUGUAUAUUCCACAGAUGUUACUGCUGUCUAUUUCACCACUGUCGCUUUUCUCCCACUCUUACAAGCUGGCUCUGAUUCACACGGCCACCUGUCUGCAUCCGUCAUCGUGAUAUCGAGCAUGAGCGGUAUCAUGCGGCAUGCGCAAGGCCAUUUCUCGUACAACGCUGCAAAAGGAGGGACAGUACAAUUGACCAAGCUGAUGAGCGCGGAGUUCCAGAAGGCCCGUAUACGGGUCAACAGCAUCGCGCCUGGAUACUUCCCGAGUGAGAUGACCAUGAAGGAGAGCGACGAGCGGAACAAGGUUGAUAUGCCUGACGAUCAUGUACAAGACAAGGGCCAUGUUCCAGCGGACAGAUCUGGCACUGAUGAAGAGAUGGCUAUGGCUGUGAUAUUUUUGGCGAAAAAUGCGUAUGUAAAUGGCGAGAUCCUCACGGUAGACGGUGGGGUCUUGAAUGUCGUAGGAGGUCGGUAGCGCUAGUGUAGAAAUAUCUUAUAGACUCACAUGUUGAGAUACCAAUAGAUAAAGGCCGAAACGCGUCCCUGGGAAAGAAACCCAUGCACCAUUUCCAAAAG
This is a messenger RNA of Pseudovirgaria hyperparasitica, 1194 nucleotides long. Its product is annotated as NAD(P)-binding protein. The coding region runs from base 215 to 1093 and encodes 292 amino acids. The transcript is spliced from 5 exons. The record is from RefSeq and is a predicted model, not a curated record. NCBI's taxonomy places the organism in Eukaryota, Fungi, Ascomycota, Dothideomycetes, Acrospermales, Acrospermaceae.